Molecule: messenger RNA, 984 nt
Organism: Electrophorus electricus (electric eel)
Lineage: Eukaryota; Metazoa; Chordata; Actinopteri; Gymnotiformes; Gymnotidae
Gene: mrpl23
Product: mitochondrial ribosomal protein L23
Biological process (GO): mitochondrial translation
Cellular component (GO): ribosome; mitochondrial large ribosomal subunit
Molecular function (GO): structural constituent of ribosome
Source: RefSeq, a predicted model, not a curated record
UUGCAGUUACUGGGAACGUUAUAGAGGACCUUGAGCACAUUUGUUGGAAAAAUGUAUACAAUAUAAUUACAGCAUAUGUAUCACUCAUAGAGAAAAUAGCUGUAAAUAUGGCAAGACGUCUAAUCUAUCCUAUUUACCAGCUGGGUAAUCCUCAGCUGAGAAUAUUCCGUCCCACUUUCAACAUGACACUCGUCAGACCAGGAAAGGAACAGCCACCCGACACGGUGCAGUUUCGAAUAUCAAUGGAAAUGACCAAAUGUGAUGUCAGGAACUACCUUGAGAAGAUCUACAGUGUUCCUGUUGGAGCAGUGCGCACAAGGAUUCAAUACUGUUCAAACAAGAAAAGGAACCACUUAAACCAGCGUGUGAAGAGGCCAGAUUACAAAGUGGCAUAUGUUCAACUGAGCAAGCAGCAGACUUUCCAGUUUCCAGAUAUCUUCCCUGAGAAGGGAAAAAAACAUGAGGAGGGCUCUGUGGAGGAGAUUCAGGAGAAAUUCAUGGAGGAUGAGCGACAGAGGCAGAAACCAGACCCUAGGAGAGGGGGAGUCACUGAGUGGUUUGGCCUCUGAAGACAACCUCCCCAACCCAGGACAGGAAAAGUAGAGAACUGUGUGUGACAUGUUGCCAGUUUAUUUGCAGAGAUAUGAUAUGAACCUGGCCCAUUUUAAAAGAGGUUCCAGGACACAGUAUGUUCCAUGCUGGCUUACAAAAUGCCUGGACUCAUAUUGUGUCCCAAAAGCUUAAUACAGAUCUUGCAUCUACAUUAGAAAAUUCCCUGUGAGUCCCAACAUCGCUGACUUUUUCUUUUUGUGAAUUUUCUCUCUUAUAGCUUUAUGCAUUACAUAUAAGAGGUGUGGUUAGGUGUGGUUAUUUAUUCAGCCUUCAUUCAUCAUGUCUUGGAUUCCAGCAACCAAUGUCAAAAGUUUAAAAGUCAAAUUAUCCAUGUUUUCUAUUAAAUUUAUCAAUAAACAUCUUUAAAUACUA